AUGAGCACCGCGCGCGCGGCAUAUCCCGGGGGUUGGUGGGGCGAGGGCACCUACACGGACUCGUUGGCCCAAUCGGACGAAGGUUUCGGUUUCAAACAAAAAAAGAGGGUGACCCGACGAUCGUCGUCGACGGCGAGGACCGUCGCCGCCGCCGCCGCCGCCGCGGACGGCGCGGGGGCUGGCGGCGACGAUGCCGAUGAUCGAGGGGGAGACGACAGCGGUGGUUCCACCGUCAAGUCGGUCAUCUCGAUCAUCUGGGCGCAGACGAUCAAGCCCCUCCGCGACUUCGGCUUUGGCAGGACCAACGUCUGGGAGGGCGGCGUCGGCCUCUUCAUCCUCGGCGGCAUCUCCCUGACCGCGCUCACGAUCCAGUGGAUCCUCGGCCUCAACUUCAACAAGCUGCGAUCGUACCAGGCGUUCGUGGAGUUUCCAUUCGCGUGCGGCAUCCAGGUGGGCACGACGGUGCGCGUCCGCGGCGUGAAGGUGGGCAACGUCCUGUCCGUCAGGCCGUCCCUGGAGAAGGUCGAGGUGCUGAUCGAGAUGGACGAUGACGGCAUCGUGAUCCCGCGGAACUCGCUGGUGGAGGCGAACCAGAGCGGGCUGAUCGCGGAGACGAUCAUCGACAUCACCCCGGAGUUGCCGAUCCCGAAGGCGCAGUGGGGUCCGCUGGAUUCGGGUUGCGAGGGCGAGGGCCUGGUGGUGUGCGACCGCGGCAAGAUCCAGGGCGUGCCGGGCGUGAGCAUGGACGACCUCGUGGGGAUUUGCACCAAGCUGGCGAGGGAGAUGGACCAGCAGAAGGGUUUGCAGAAGAUGUUCGCGGCGACAACCGCGGCGGAGGAUCUGAUGAAGAACCUCGAGCCGCUGCUCCUGGAGGCGGCGAAGAUCGCGAAGGACCUCAGGCCGAUGCUGCAGAACGUGCAGGAGCAGGGGACGCUCGACACCAUCGAGCUGCUCGCGGGUCACGCGACCAAGGCGGUUACGGAUAUCAGGGAGCUCAAGCAGACCAUCCUGACGGAUGAGAACCAGGAGGCGCUGCGACAGUCAAUCACCAUCAUGACCAAGACGCUGCAGCACAUGGAGAAGGUGAGCGGGGACAUCAGCAGCGUGAGCGGCGACCCGGCGACGAGGCAGAACCUGAGGCACCUCAUCCAGUGCCUCAGCAGGCUGGUCGACAAGUGA
Messenger RNA from Micromonas commoda, 1179 nucleotides. Its product is annotated as ATP-binding cassette superfamily. The transcript has a single exon. Lineage: Eukaryota; Viridiplantae; Chlorophyta; Mamiellophyceae; Mamiellales; Mamiellaceae. Gene Ontology annotation, molecular function: lipid carrier activity; phospholipid binding. Gene Ontology annotation, cellular component: chloroplast inner membrane. The coding region runs from base 1 to 1179 and encodes 392 amino acids. The record is from RefSeq and is a predicted model, not a curated record.